Messenger RNA from Gordionus sp. m RMFG-2023, 1460 nucleotides. RefSeq names its product ribokinase-like. The record is from RefSeq and is a predicted model, not a curated record. Lineage: Eukaryota; Metazoa; Nematomorpha; Gordioida; Chordodea; Parachordodidae. The transcript is spliced from 8 exons. Gene Ontology annotation, molecular function: ribokinase activity. Gene Ontology annotation, biological process: D-ribose metabolic process. The coding region runs from base 78 to 1250 and encodes 390 amino acids.
ACUAAUUUGAGAUACGGCCAGUAUCUAUAAUAUGCCUAUUUUUUAUUUAUGACAUUUAAAAUUCCAGUUUAUUCAUCAUGAAUAAGGAUAAUGCGAUUGACAUACUUGUAGUAGGAAGUUGUAAUAUUGAUAUGCAUUGGUUCAUUUCAGAAUUACCACAUCCUGGAGAAACAUUAUUAGGAUCAAAAUUUGUUAAGGGAUAUGGUGGCAAAGGAGCAAAUGAGGCUGUUGCUACAUCUAAAUUAGGAGCCUUGACUGCACUAAUUGCUAUGUUAGGUGAUGAUGAAUAUGGGAAAGAAUAUCUCCAAAAUUUAAAAAAUCUUAAUAUUAUUACAGAUUAUGUUGGAGUAGCAAAGGAUACUUCAACAGGCUUGGCCAGUAUAACAAUAGACAAACAUGGACAAAAUUUUAUAAUAGUCAUUCCCGGCGCUAAUUGGCUUAUGAGCCCUCAAAUCUUGAAUCGAAUUUUGUACCAAAUCAAUGAAAAUGGUGAAAUAGUUAAGAGUAAAAUCAAAUGCAAAGUGCUGGUCACUCAAAGAGAGGUGCCGGAUCUGGUUGUGUUGGAAAGUCUGAAAUGGGCCAAAGGAUAUUACGGUCACUAUGAAGAAGAAAUUUCCAACGACAAUGACGAAAAGGAACCAAGAGAUCAUUUUAGCGAUACAUUAACUAUAUUUAAUCCUUCACCAAUCAAGGCCUCCGAACGUGAUGAAUUGUUCAAAUCGGGAAUAUUUGAUUAUUGCGAUAUUGUUUGCCUCAAUGAAGUUGAGAUCGGGAUGCUCACAAUUACAGAUGAGCCAUAUAAAGGAAAUUGCACACUGCAAUUAUCGAAUUUGGAUCCGGGUUUUUUAGACCAUUGUAAAUCGGCCUUGUCAACUCUCAUGGAUCGACUACCCAGGGUUAAAGCCAUAGUCCUUACCUUGGGUCAAUUGGGUGUCCUUCUUUGUCAACGUAAUUCCAAUCAUUCCGAUAAUGCUAGCGACAAAAAUGGUAAUUAUUCUUGUAGCGAACAUCUAAAAAAUGGAAAAUGGGAUAUAAGGCAUGUGGUGGCCCCUAAGGUGGAUGCCAUCGAUACUUCGGGAGCUGGUGAUAGUUUUUUAGGAAGCUUAGCCUUUUACUGCGCCAUGUAUCCUUCCUUAGACUUGCAUCAAAUGAUAAAUCGAGCUUGUUUCAUAUCGUCUCAAACAGUCAAGCAUAGGGGCACGCAAUCCAGCUAUCUCACUAAAAAUGAAUUACCCCAAUUUCUCUUUUAAACAUAUUAAAAAUAUGCAAGAGCUUAUAAAUUGUGAUAGAAGAAAAAAAUAUUUAUUUAUAUUAUAUAGCUUAUUUUUUCCCAAGAGAUGUUAUAAAUUCUUAUUUCAAGCUAUUAUCCUUCUCCAAACAAUUCAAUUUACAUUAUUACAUAGAUCAAUUAAAUUGUCAAUCUUUUUAAUAUUUUGCUGGGCCAAUUUUAUUUAUACAAA